AUGUCUCGCUCUGGUGGCACCACUCUAUACGUAACUGGCUUUGGCCACGGCACUCGAGCACGCGAUCUCGCCUACGAAUUCGAACGAUAUGGCCGACUUGUUCGGUGUGAUAUUCCUGCACCACGGACAGCCUCGAGUCGCCUGUUCGCUUUUGUAGAAUAUGAGAGCCGUCGUGAUGCAGACGAUGCUUACCAUGAAAUGCACAACAAACGCAUUGGUCGUGACGAUCUACUGAAAAUCGAGUGGGCUCGCACUCCCCCUUCUGCAUCCUGGCGUUUUGACUCUGGUCGUGAUCGUCGUCGUGACCGUACCCCUCCACGCCGCGGACGUUCUCCAUCUCCUCGCCGUGGACGAGGUGACUACUCGCCUCGCAGGGACGAAAGACGCGAUAGAGACUAUGAUCGACGUGACCGGGAUCGUGACCGUGACCGUGAGCGCGAGCGCGAACGUGACCGAUCUCGCAGCCCUGAAGAUCGUGAUCGAGAUCUUAAAGAAGACCGCGACAGACAUGACGACAGAGACCGCCGUGAAGACGAUCGCGAGAAUGGCACAAACGGUGACGAUAGAAAAGCUCUGGACCCGCUACCAUCUGGUCACGACGAGCUCGACACAGCCGAGUAA
Talaromyces atroroseus is the source of this 621-nucleotide messenger RNA. RefSeq lists its product as hypothetical. NCBI's taxonomy places the organism in Eukaryota, Fungi, Ascomycota, Eurotiomycetes, Eurotiales, Trichocomaceae. Gene Ontology annotation, cellular component: nuclear speck. The transcript has 5 exons. Gene Ontology annotation, biological process: mRNA splicing, via spliceosome. The coding region runs from base 1 to 621 and encodes 206 amino acids. The record is from RefSeq and is a predicted model, not a curated record. Gene Ontology annotation, molecular function: RNA binding.